Molecule: messenger RNA, 1467 nt
Organism: Hydra vulgaris (swiftwater hydra)
Lineage: Eukaryota; Metazoa; Cnidaria; Hydrozoa; Anthoathecata; Hydridae
Product: acid-sensing ion channel 1-like
Biological process (GO): sodium ion transmembrane transport
Cellular component (GO): plasma membrane
Molecular function (GO): ligand-gated sodium channel activity
Source: RefSeq, a predicted model, not a curated record
UAUAUAUUUUUCAAAUUAAAAAAAAAAAAAAUCAAACAAAAAUUAAAAGAAAGAAGAUAUGGGUAGAUAUUUUCCAAGCCAACCGACUCCAAAAGUUGAAGACAAAAUCAAAAGUCCACAGGAGCAAAAAAGAAGAACUAUCAAACAGUAUCUUGCAUAUGCUGGUGAAAAUAUUUCUAUUCAUGGACUUUCCCAUGUCUUUGACAAACGAGAAAACUUUAUUUGUCGUACCGUAUGGCUUCUUAUUACAAUUGCAGCUUUUGGAUACGCUGUACAAAAAGUAUAUGAAAGUACAUUAAACUAUUUUUCUUAUCCGUUUAGUACAGCUCGAAUGAAAAUCCAUGUUAACCAAAUGGAUUUUCCUGCAGUUUCAUUUUGUAACCUAAAUGACUUUCGUUACAGCGCAACUAAAGGAACAAAACUCGAUAAAGCUAUUUUAUCUAAUGACAAAAAAAUUUCAGGAGAGGAAUAUUUAAACAUUACUUUAAAAGCAAGACAUAAAAUAGAAGAAAUGUUAGUUGAUUGCGAGUUUGAUGGUAAUAAAUGCUCUGUUCAUAAUUUUACAGAAUUUAAUUGGAACCAAGGUGAGCUUUGUUUUACAUUCAACUCCGGAAAAUUUCCUCAUUCAUUAUUAAAAGUAAAUGGUGUUGGGAUGAAAAGAAGUCUGGUACUUACCAUAAACGUUCAACAUUAUGAAUACUACGGUGACGAAUUAGAUGCAGGUAUACAUUUAAUACUUCACGACCAAGAAGAAACUCCAAUAAAAAAGCGUGGACCCGUAAUACCACCUGGAUUUACAACAUACAUACAAGUCGAAAAAAAAACGAUUUUAAACUUAGAAUCACCAUACAAAACAAAAUGUGGCUCCAUAAAGUUAAAGUAUUUUGAUAGUUACUCAAUGCACACCUGCUGGCUUGAACAACUUACUGAUCAUGUUUACAAAAUUUGUAAAUGUAAAGACUUUUUUAUGCCAGGUGAAAUAAAAGUUUGCAGUUUUGAAGUAUUAGAAAACUGUACAUGGAAAGAAUGGGCUAAAUUUGACAAUUAUAAAUUGCAUACGUGCCCAUUACCAUGCAAAAUCGAUUCUUACGAAAUGAGUUUAUCGCGAGCAUUAUUUCCUACAGCUCGAUAUGCUAGCUCACUUGCCAAUCGUUUUCGCAAACUUCCACAUGUUUUGAACACAGUAAAAAGUAUAUCAAACGACCUUCUUUUCAUGAGGGAAAAUUUACUUCGUGUUGUUAUUUAUUACAAUGAUUUAUCAUAUGAGUUGCUUGAACAGAAACCAAACUAUGAUACAUUAGUGUGGCUUGGAGAUGUUGGUGGUCAAAUAGGAUUAUUUGUUGGUGCCGGAGUAAUGUCAUAUUUUGAAAUAAUAGACUGUUUGGUUCUGAUCAUUUACACUCGAUUUUUUCAAAAGUUUAAAACGAUAAAUUCUAUAAGAAAUCACUCUUUAUAAUUUUUGGGUAA